CCCAUUCUUCUCGACCUAGCUAUUCUCUUCAUAUCUCUCGUAGGAACCAUUGGGCUAUUUGAACUUUGGUUUCUUCUAGGCUGCACUACUUUUUUUUUUUACUUUGGUUAAACUCGUCAUCUUCAUCCUCUUGCAUUAUUUCCCGCUCAUCAUUCUUCUCGACUUGGCAUCGAAAGCUAGCUAGCAUGGAGAAUAGCACGGGAUGCAAGCACCGAAGCCUGUUACUUGCUGAGCUUGCUCGAGCGCAACAUCUAGCGUUGCAACUGGUGGCUCAUCGCGAUCAGCAUUCUCCUAUUGAAUCCUUUAAGUCUCUCGCAUCCAACAUAGUGUCAUCCAUAGAUAAGUUAAUCCACAUCGCUGGGUCGAGCACCUCGGAAGCUAAGCAGCAGCUUGCCUUUCCCAACACCGUCCCCGAAGACCCUCUGCGGUCCGCCAACAAGGACGCGUCGGCUGGCAAUUUCGAUUCGGUGUUCCAUCGUAACUGCAACAACUUGUCCAAGAAUAGGAAGACGCUGCCCAAGAAGAAGAUCCAGGUGACGGUUGGUUCAGGAGGAGUUGCAGCUGCACUUGAUGAUGGCUAUAGCUGGAGAAAAUACGGGAACAAAAAUAUCCUGGGAUCCAAACAUUCAAGAAGUUACUACAGGUGUAGGGAUCGUAACACCAAGUCUUGCUUCGCGACAAAACAAGUGCAACGAUCGGAUGAGGAUCCACAAGGCUUCGACGUCAUCUAUCAGGGAACCCACACGUGCUGUCGAGGCCUCCCGGUGCCAACGACAGCGAGCAUAUCGGGACAAGAGCGACGACAAAACCAGCCCGAUCGUCGGCUACAGAAUGAUCAGCGCGUGCAGCAGCCGAACAAAGACCUGCUUAUGGACUUCCAAACCGGCAUGGACUUGGAUACUCAUGAGAGCUCCCUUUCCUUCUGGUUGGGAUCCGUGACGGCGAAAGCCACGUUGCCUGAGAGCAUCAAUGGUUAUUCGUCGCAGCCGUCCAAACCGGACAACUGCUGCUUUGGUAGAUCCCCGUCCGCCUCCGAGCUGAUUGACAUCUCUGGAUCACCUAACCAGUUGUGUCACUCCGAGGCCGGACUCGAACCUCUCGCUUCGGAUUCCUACGUUUCUGAUUCGUUGACGCCACCCAACUCGGCGGUGGAUGCAGAUAUCAGGUUGCUGGAGUUCGACACACAAUUCGGAGAAUUCUCAGUUUCAUGCUCCAACUUAUUUUACACCAUGUAAGGAGUAGAUUUCUGCUCGCUCUUAAAUGCAUAUCGAUGUCAGGAGAAGGAAGAGAGCA
Messenger RNA from Musa acuminata AAA Group (dessert banana), 1293 nucleotides. Its product is annotated as probable WRKY transcription factor 41. Gene Ontology annotation, molecular function: DNA-binding transcription factor activity; transcription cis-regulatory region binding. Gene Ontology annotation, biological process: regulation of DNA-templated transcription. The transcript is spliced from 3 exons. Gene Ontology annotation, cellular component: nucleus. The coding region runs from base 186 to 1235 and encodes 349 amino acids. NCBI's taxonomy places the organism in Eukaryota, Viridiplantae, Streptophyta, Magnoliopsida, Zingiberales, Musaceae. The record is from RefSeq and is a predicted model, not a curated record.